Bradysia coprophila is the source of this 2504-nucleotide messenger RNA. It is a transcript of the gene Nt5a, whose product is annotated as 5' nucleotidase A. NCBI's taxonomy places the organism in Eukaryota, Metazoa, Arthropoda, Insecta, Diptera, Sciaridae. The record is from RefSeq and is a predicted model, not a curated record. Gene Ontology annotation, molecular function: 5'-nucleotidase activity.
UAAAAUGUCAUGACUGUCACGUCAAACCUGGUGUGUGUCUGUUUUAUUAGUGUCUCGAAUAAGUGGUUUCGUAACAGUUUCGUAUAUAAAAAUAUAAAUAAAAAAUUCUAAAUUAAUCCACCAACACCGACAAUAACAACCGUACAUAGCACACACAAAAUAUGUACAUAAGAAACAAACAAAUUCGCCAGUGAAUUUACUAUGUUCGUUAGACAAAUCACACUGCCUGUUAGUCGUACAAAAUCAUUGAAUAAAAUCGUUCGGAAUAUUUUCAUAUCAGUGCCGUGCAACACGCCAAAAAGUUCAAAUUUACACUCAACUAAAAUACCUAGCAAUUUAGCGAUUAAAAAUCAAGUGAAUUACUCACGGUUCUCAGCCACAACCAUAAUGACAGGAACAGAUCUGUUUAGAAUUAGCGAUUACGACUACGUGGGAUUCGAUCUGGACAAUACAUUGCUGCAGUACAAGGUAUCAGCAAUGGUCGAAUUGGAGUACAAAACAUUGUCAAAUUUCAUGGUAAAUACCAAAGGAUAUUCAGAGAAACACCUGAUACAACCGUUAGACGUUGAUUUCCUGCAAAAAGGUCUCAUCGUUGACAUUCAUCGCGGCAAUCUACUUAAAAUAUCGUGUGACGGCUACAUUUUGAAAGCGACUCAUGGCACAAAAUUCAUGACCGACAAUGAAAUAUGCGACGUAUAUGGACCGGAACGCAUGUGGGAUGUUACAACCGAAUUCACUCGCAAUAUAUUGGUGUCAUGGAUCGGACAGUAUGCGGAUACAAUUCGCACCUUAGCUGACUACUUUGAUAUGCCCAGUUCGUUGGUAUUUGCACGAGCUGUCGAUGCGGCCGAUGAGAAAGCCGGACAGAAAUUAGAUUCAUACAAAAUAUGGCCGGAUGUUUUGGAUGGCCUGAUUCACAUGUACACAAGGGAGCAUUUUGAGUCCGGUGUUAGUGACUAUUUUAAUGAACUGCGUGCCCAUCCAGAGUUGUACAUUCAUCGAACGAAACCGGAUGUUAUCAAGUUUCUCAAGAAAUUGAAGGAGGAGAAAACCACGUUCCUAAUUACCGGAUCGAAUAUCGAUUUGGCCAAUCUGACCGCUGCAUAUUGUUUGGGCGAAGAUUGGCGAGAACUGUUCGACAUUGUUGUGUGCUUCGCCAAGAAACCGGGAUUUUUUAAUGGCUCGCGACCGUUCGUUAAAAUUGACGGCGUCAAAGAAACCGCACCCGUGGAUCCGAACGACUUGGAAUUGAAUCGAGUGUACAGUCAAGGAAAUUGGGUCGACUUAGACUUUGCACUGUCGAAGAAACGUUCAAUUAAAAAUCCCAAAAUGCUCUACUUCGGCGACAAUAUCAUCCAAGAUGUCUACGCACCAACCAAGUACACCACCUACGAUUCGGUUGCGAUUGUUGAAGAGCUACUCGCUGAGGGCAUGAAAGAUGUGUCGGAAACACACUCAGACAAAAAACUGCUGACGUCGUCGUUGUGGGGUCCGUAUUUCGGUACGUCGAUUCAUCCGACUAUUUGGUCAGAAAUAAUCAGAGAGCACAGUAAAAUCUGUAUACCGAACGUGGAUGCGAUAGCAAAAAAUCCGAUCGAUUUUGCGUACAAAAGUUUCACCGGCGAACGGUCGUGUCGUCACGGAUUUUAUCCAAAUGAGCCAGAACAUUGGUCGGAUUGAAUGGAGGAAAUGUCACACACACACAACAUACACCAAAUGCCACAACUUAGUAUCUGCUGUGCAUCAGACAAUGGAUUUACAAACGAAAACAACAAAAAAUUUGGAUCAGCCUAAAGAAAAUUGGUUUAUCCACGCAACUUACAAUGUACGAUUCGGUUGAAAACACAUGUGCAUGCCAAAUAUUUUAGAAAAAAGCUUUCUUUUUAUAAAUUCUUCAUUUUCACGCUUAUGAGUUUGUUCUUUUGUGAUAGCAAGCCCCAGUUCUUUUUAGAGGAGAGGAGAGGCAAAGAAUUUAAUUUUUUUUCUCGUAGGAGUUUAUUGGUUAAAAUUUUGAGCUGUUAACAGUAUACCAUCUAAGAGAUAUUUUGCCCACGUGCAGAUCAGACUCCCACAAAAAUUCUUCGGUUUAAAAACUAUGCUAAAUUUUUUUGUUCUGGUGAUUUUGGCUGUGAGCGGCUACGUAGUCACCAGCGAAUAUAUCAGUAAAGGUCAGCCGUGUCUGACAAUUAAAUCAUUCGAAUUUGAUUAUUUUUGAAUUUCAUUCUGACUGGUUUAUUCCUUCAGUUAUUGUCCUUGGCGAUCAAUGACAGAAUUACGAGAAGAAAUAGUUUUCGUCUUCGGUAUCCAGACCUUGACUUAAAUCGUUUAAGCAUUAACAGUAUGUGACCGAUACUUUUUUGAAAUUAAAAUGUAAUUCACUCCGGAAUUACUUUCAUUAAUAUUUCUUCUGUGUAGUGGAAGAAUAAGAAUAAAGUGGCUCAGAGUUUGUAAUGAUAUGUACGGGGGCUUUUCUACAGUUAUGUAGAUUAUGACUAAGUUAAAUU